CCUAUCGACUAGGCUUGCCCCCCCCCUCUGGUUUUGUCUCAAGGGAGAAGUCAGUGAAUGGCCAUUGGGCGAUCCCCUCUGAUUAGGGCUAACACACACACUUGACACACACAUACGGUGAGGAUCUCCUGUGUACGGUCUGUUGUCAUUUAUGUUUCUCCGAUUCACGGUGGAAUACAAACUGUGUUUUUUGUGUAGUUUUAACAUUCCAAUUUCAUCCAAGGGAUUUAUACUUAUAUCAACACUAUCAUCAUUCUUUGUAUCAAUAUGGAUUCCUGUGUGCAUGAAUCAAUCAUCCUUCGAAGCCUGAGGGAUUCACUCUAGAAGAAUUUGAUCACAGCCAAUCAACAAAGAUCAAAUUGACACCUAUGACUGCCAAGCAUACGAUGAAUUCAUAUCAUGAUUAUUUUCUGUCUGUACAAAAUGCUAACUGGUACAAUCAUCCAGGUUAUAGCAAUAUCAGUGUACCACAAUGGAACUUUCCAAGACCAUAUGAUUCUACUGCAUACACUAAUGGAUACACGGACCAGCAUAACCAACAAAAAAUGUACACUGUCUCACAGAAUGUCAAGUAUAAUGAGCAUUUUCCAACUAAGGGUUACCAACCAUCUUUUAUAGAGCCAAACCAGAAGUUCCAUCCAUUUUACGGUGCUCACAAUACAAGGUUUUCUGAAACUCCCUUCUCAACAUUGGAAUCUGCUCAAACCUCACAAUUCUUGAAGGAGAAAGCUCUUGGUGGCAAUGCUGAUUCUGGUUCAUCAUUUGUCUACAGUUGUCAUGAAUCAAAUACUACUACAUGUGUCACUAAUACUGCAUUGAACUUAACAAAGAAAACUCCAAUGAAGCCCUCAGUGGUCUUUCCUGCUCGUGGUCCAACUCGAACCAAACAGAAUAGAAAAACACCAACUAAAAAUAAAAAAUCGAACAAAAAGCCUCCCAAUUUUUUAGACAUUCCAUCAGCCAAGACAAGUAAGACCAAAAGAAAAAAGAUGAACUGUGAACAAGACCUAGUCGUGCCACCAGUAAAUACAUUAGCAUAUUAUGAAAGAAACCAUUUCUUUCUCAAAAAUCAUUUUAAUGAUAAACCUAUUGAUCUUAAUGUAGACAUAACAGAACUGUAUUCCAAAAGUGCCUCCGACAGUGUAUUUCCUACAUGUGGAACUAACUUAAACAGAACAAGUGUUGAUAAAAACACAGAAUUUUUUCAAUCUACCACUCAGUGUAUGAAAUUACCUAUAGUCUUACCCACAGAAGCAAGUCAAGAGACUCGUCAGAAUUUAUUGUACGACACGCCUUCACCUAGUUGGCAUUCUCACGAAAGUUCACCAGAAAACACCCAUAAUACUUCUGAUCAUGAGAAUGCAACUUCUGCAGAACGAGGAACAACGAGUAAGUUAAAUAGUUAUUGGACAUCUAAUAAAAAACCGGAAAGCUCAGGAGGAUUUGGUGAAUUCACACCCUGCCAAAAAGUCCAGGAUUAUCUCAACGAACCAUUUGGUAGUCAUUCCACUUUGUUGUCUUUGCUAGAUAGAAACUCACUUACUCCAACUGAGAGCAAUGAACUUACACCGGUAUGUGACGUCCCUAAUGCUGACACCAAGCCAUAUAUCAGUCAUCCAAAUGAGACGAUUACAAUAGAUCUAGGUGGAAACUUUCAGACUUCAGUUCAUGUCAAGAAAAGUCUCCCACCAAGUGGCAACUCCACACAAGAUAUCCCCGAACCAGUUCAGUUUCAUCCACGUUUGUCGUCUACACCAACUUCAGAUAGUCAUAGACCUAAUCAGUCUACGCAAAGUACAUCUCGGAUAGUCACAGCUAAAAAUUGGAACGUUCCGGAAAAAUGUGUUACUAGCUAUUGGAAUAAGGGCCCCAUAACAAGUCACAAAGAGGCUACAAACAUUUUAGAGAAUAAUGGAGCUCACUUUAACGCGAUCUCCUCUAGUGUAAAUAAUACUGUUUUUCAAUCAACAAAGGUGGAUGACUGUUUCACAACUGAAUUUGAAAUGCACCUUAAAAAUAAAUAUGAACAUUUUAACAAAGGGUUUACACCUUCUAAAAGAGCAGUAAGUACACCCUCCAUCGAUAUUCAUGCCACUGCACAAAGUGCUGCAGCUUUACAUACACCAACAACUGUUUCAAGGAGUACAACGUCAGGAUCUUUAAUUAUUCCAGAAUCUACAACUAUGUCAAGACAAAUAUGUAUACCAGGACCUACAUCUAUGUCAGGGGGAACAGCUGUGUCAGUACCAGCUGUCUCAGGACUUAAAGUGGCACCAAAGCCUACACUUUUAACUGUUCCCACUUACGUUUCUGGAGGUUCAGCCGCACCAAGAGCCGGAAAUGCACCAAGAGAAAAGGCUCCAUCUACGGCAUCACUAGGAUCAACAUACUUGGAGCCUAGAUCUGUACAAAGACUCACGCCACUAGAAGAACAUACACAUAGUGCAGGGUUAGCAACUUUACAGAAAGACUAUAAUACUACAAGGCCCAUAACUUCUCAAACUGACAAUAUUGUUAAAAGAGAAACUGAGUCUAAUACUGUUAUAGAACGACCUUUGCUUGAAUGUUCAUAUGAUUGCCUAGCAAGUAAUCCGAUGAAACAGAAGAGGAAGCGCCAUCGAGAAACCAGAUACUCAUGCAACUCGUGCAGCUACACAGUCAGAAAACUGUUCAGCUUCCGUCUUCACAUGGCCCAGCAUUGUCCAGACACAGAGAAACUCGUCCCGGUCAAAGCUCAAAGUCUGAAAUUACGAUGUGGAAUAUGUGCCUACUUCGCCUCGAGCGCCAAAGUCCUUAGGAAGCACGUGGAGAAGCAUGCGUUUGAAAAGCGUUUCCUCUGCGGCUACUGCCGACAAGAUUUUCGCAGUGACAGGGAAGCUCACGAUCAUGUCACGGAGAUUCACAAGCGAAAAGUUGUCUUUUGUGACCGGAAGAAAUUAUACGAGGCCAUGACAAGACGGCCGCAGUUGGAGAUCAACUUACAGCCUUACGUUGUUCUAGAUAGCAAGGAGGUCGACGACUACCUCAAUCCAUCCAGAUAGUGUUUUCUGGGAAUGUUAGUUUUAUACUGUUGAUUUUUUAAAAUAUUUUUUAAGUUUUUUAAAUGUAUACAAUGCUUUUGUUUUUAAUGACAUUUUUUAAAUACUCUACAAUUUUGCCGAAUUUCUUAGUAUCCCUAGGAUUAUCUGUCAAACAUUCUUGUGAGCCUAUGACUCCAUUGCAUCAGAUUUUUGUGAGUCACAAAUUUUUAGAGAUGUUCCGAGCAUUUUUUUUUAAAUAUAAAGCAUUUUCUUCACGUCACAGCAUUUUUUUUUUGUGGCUGAAAAUGUACACGUGACCUAGAACUAGAUUUACAUAUUUUGUUGAAUCUGACAUAAUUGAAACUGUUGUCUGAUGGAAAAUCUUUUGAGGUCUGCUGGGAAUCUUUUGACAUUAACUUUUUACUUCCCCUUUGGUUUUAUAUUGUCCUUUUCUUAAGCCCUUUGAGGCCACAUGUCCUUCCCCAUAGCUGUAAAAAUGCGCCAGAUGAGAGUGCAUAUGUGUGCACCAAACCUGUCCUUACAUAGAUUGUAAUGGACAAAAGAUCACAUUUCACCUCAUGUGGAAUUCAUAUCCUAUUCAGCUUUAAUAGGGAAUCUGGCAACAUGUUAUUCUAUAGAUUGAUCCUUAGACUAUUUAAAUUGAUCUCCUGAAGCUGGUUAAAUGCUCUAAAAAUAUAGCGAAAAUUUUCACAUUGCAAAACUUCUCAUAUAAUAACUGCUUCAUAUCUACUGAGUAUAUGCAUACCUUGUUCUGAAUACAUUCAAUAAACAAAUGAACUUUGUAUUUAUAGAUACUUUUUAACCACAUGUCUCUUUUUAAUGUAUUGUUACUUACAUCAAUAUAUGUGAUCUGUAUAUGGUUGUAUAAAUUAUGAUUUUCUUUAAUGAAACGA
Biomphalaria glabrata is the source of this 3934-nucleotide messenger RNA. RefSeq lists its product as uncharacterized. The record is from RefSeq and is a predicted model, not a curated record. NCBI's taxonomy places the organism in Eukaryota, Metazoa, Mollusca, Gastropoda, Planorbidae. The transcript has 3 exons. Bases 369 to 3041 code for a protein of 890 amino acids.